AUGGCCAUGGAAACCCAUUAUUUACAUGCGGUGUUUUUCUUGGUAAAUGUGAUUGUGUUGAGUGUUUCUGGUGCAACAGGAACAAAACAGUAUGGCUCAGCUGUGGGAGACCCAGGAAUGAAAAGAGAUGGAUUGAGAGUGGCCUUUGAAGCUUGGAAUUUUUGCAAUGAAGUUGGCCAAGAAGCUCCAGGCAUGGGUAGCCCCAGAGCAGCUGAUUGCUUUGAUCUCUCAAGUAAGAACAAGCACCAUACAAGGAAACGCACAGUAUUAAAGAGUUCUUCACUGAAACACAAGGUAAGUGAAGCUGAGAAUAAACUUGGGGUGAGCCAGCCUUUCCCAGGUUUGGCCCCAGGAGCCACAGACAAUGCAGACCUUUAUGCAGCGCAGAAGGAGCUGUAUCUGGGUUCUUUAUGUCAAGUUGAGGAUACCCCAAUGCCUUGGCAAUUUUGGAUGGUCAUGCUUAAAAAUGGAAACUAUGACACAAAAUCUGGUUUGUGUCCAAGGAAUGGGAAAAAGGUCCCUCCUUUUAGUCGAGGAAGAUUUCCUUGUUUUGGAAAGGGGUGUAUGAAUCAACCCAUAUUGUAUCAUCAGCAGACUCAGCUUUUAGAUGGUGGUAUAAUGAGAGGAAGUUUCAAUGGGACAUAUGAGUUGGGUUCUCACAUUGGAAGUGGACUUGACGGAAUCUCUUUUUAUGAGGUGGUUUGGCAGAAAAAAGUGGGUUCUGGAAGUUGGGUCUUUAGCCAUAAGCUCAAGACUUCAAAGAAGUACCCAUGGUUGAUGUUGUACCUCAGAGCUGACGCAACUAAAGGAUUUUCUGGAGGGUAUCACUACGACACAAGAGGAAUGCUCAAAAUCCUUCCAGAGUCGCCUGAUUUCAAGAACGAUGGUACUCCAUGUGACGGAGAUGUGCUUACUGACAUAACCAGAUACUGCGAGAUGAUUAUCAAUCCUGAAACUCAAGCUUGGUGCAGUCCUACAAAUCUAGGAAACUGCCCACCAUACCACAUUACUCCAAACAACACAAAAAUUUACAGAAACGAUACAGCUAAAUUCCCAUACAGGGCUUAUCACUACUAUUGUGCUCCAGAGAAUGCUCAAUUUUUAGAGAAACCUGUCAGCACUUGUGACCCAUACAGCAACCCUCAGGCACAAGAGCUAGUUCAGUUGCUGCCUCAUCCCAUAUGGGCUGAGUAUGGCUAUCCAACAAAACGAGGGGAUGGUUGGGUUGGAGAUGCCAAAACUUGGGAGCUUGAUGUGGGUGGACUAGCAAGUAGACUCUACUUCUAUCAGGAUCCAGGUACCCCUCCUGCAAGAAGAAUAUGGACAUCCAUUGAUACGGGUACUGAAAUUUUUGUUAGCGACAAAGAUGAAGUAGCGGAGUGGACUAUUAGUAAUUUUGAUGUUAUUCUCACAUAA
Molecule: messenger RNA, 1416 nt
Organism: Dovyalis caffra
Lineage: Eukaryota; Viridiplantae; Streptophyta; Magnoliopsida; Malpighiales; Salicaceae
Source: the annotation of a GenBank genome assembly